Messenger RNA from Durio zibethinus, 1817 nucleotides. Its product is annotated as lignin-forming anionic peroxidase-like. The record is from RefSeq and is a predicted model, not a curated record. Gene Ontology annotation, molecular function: heme binding; peroxidase activity. Lineage: Eukaryota; Viridiplantae; Streptophyta; Magnoliopsida; Malvales; Malvaceae. Gene Ontology annotation, biological process: hydrogen peroxide catabolic process; response to oxidative stress.
AGGCCAGGCAAACCUUUUUUACAAGAUGCCUAGAUGGAAAGUAGCUAAAAGUCAUUUGUUAAACCAUUAAUGAGAUUCCAAUUGAGUAAUACAAAGCCAUAAUUGCUGACCGGCACAUCAAUAACGACUUCUAUUACAUUUGGUUAUUAUAAUAAUCAUCUGAACCAUGCAAGCCAAAUAUCAAAGGGUCAUAUUCAUCAUAUGUCAGCGCCUCUCCAAAAUUGAUAAAUUCGUUACCGCUGAAAUACAGCAGAAAGCAGUGACCAAGACAAACUCUCACCUUUUAAAAAAGACUCUAUAUAUAGAAGCGAGCUGCAAGCUCCAUUGUCAUCAGCCUUUCUUCUCAUUUUCUCUAUCUACCUAGUGUAUUAACUUUGCUUUUUCUUUGACUAAUUAGUUAGCUUUCGUUUUCGUGAGUGAAUAGAAAAAUGGUUACAGCUGCAGUUAGAGCUCAUGCUAUGGUGAUGCUGCUGCUUUUGAGCUGCAGCGCAUGCCAAGCACAGCUUUCUUCUACAUUUUAUGCUAACACAUGCCCAAAUGCACUUGGCACCAUUCGCACAUCCAUCAGAUCCGCCAUUGCACGAGAACGUAGAAUGGCUGCAUCUCUAAUCCGCCUUCAUUUCCAUGAUUGCUUUGUUCAGGGUUGUGAUGCCUCAAUCUUACUAGACAAUUCCCCUUCAAUCACAAGUGAAAAGUUUGUGACUCAAAACAACAACUCUGUAAGAGGCUUUGAAGUCAUUGAUCAGGCAAAAUCUGCUGUGGAGAACGUAUGUCCUGGAGUUGUAUCUUGUGCAGACAUCCUUGCAGUUGCAGCCAGGGAUGCAUCUGAAUACGUAGGUGGCCCAUCUUGGACGGUGAAGCUUGGAAGGAGAGAUUCUACCACUGCAAGCGCAAGUCUGGCUAGCAGUCAACUUCCUCGUUUCACGGACAGCCUUCAAAGCCUUAUUCGUCUCUUUGGAAGCAAGGGCCUUAGUGAAAGAGACAUGGUUGCUUUGUCAGGUUCUCAUACAAUAGGACAAGCUCAAUGUGUUACAUUCCGGGAUAGGAUAUACAACAAUGCAAGUGACAUCGAUGCUGGAUUUGCUAGAAAACGUAGACGCCAUUGUCCGGUUACUUCUCCCAAUGGUAAUGGAAAUUUGGCACCACUUGAUCUGGUGACUCCUAAUUCCUUUGACAACAACUACUUCAAGAACCUGUUGCAAAAGAAAGGUCUUCUCCAGUCGGAUCAAGUCCUGUUUAGUGGUGGAUCCACAGAUAGCAUUGUCAACGCGUACAGCAGGAACCGUUCAACUUUCAGCUCUGAUUUCGCAUCUGCCAUGAUCAAAAUGGGAGAUAUCGAACCUCUAACGGGUUCAGCUGGGAUAAUAAGGAGGAUUUGUAGCGUUGUCAACUAGCUGAAUAUGCAUCUGAAAACCACAACUGUUACAAUAAUAUUGAAGUUCACCUGAUUAUCUCCCUAAAUUGGAGAUAUUUUUUGUCUUAUGUUUACUUCUCUCUUUAUGAGUUGUCUCUUAUUCUUUCGAGUACAAAGUAGUUGUAAUGCUUUCUUUCCUACCUCCAUAGUUGUACUGUGUCGCUUGUGAUCAAUAAACAAUAUCUGAAUUAAUUUACGUAUACUGGGACAGUAGCAAAAUCUCUCCCGACUAAGCAUUUUUUACUUCUUACAAAGUAAUGAAGCUUAUUAAUUGCAAUUCUCUGCUCGCUGAUCUAACGUAUAAGAUGGCAUGGAAAUUUUCAAACAGUUAACGCGUGAUGAAUUAGUCAUACAGACAAAAAUUAACUUCUAGCUCAUAUUAGUUACUCCAAUUGUCCAACAU